UCAAAAGAUGGCAAAAUCCGUUUUGUACUUGGUCUUAAUUUGCAUCACAGCAACUUCAAUCGUUUGUGGACUCCACGCUAACGAUGUAUGUCUUGAUGCCGAUUGGUUUCCAUUCGAGGAUGAGAAGUGUGUCAAAAUGUUCACGAGUUUCGCUGAUCGUGAUGACGCCGAACGAAUCUGCAACCAACAUAACGGAACUUUGGUUACAAUAAAAUCUGCGGCUGAACAGAAAUUUCUAACAGAAUUAGCAUUCAACACAACCGAACCAUCCAACAUUUGGAUUGGCGCCCAGCGACGAUCAGACAGUGAAACUGAAUACGAUUGGAAUGACGGCACAGCUGUUUAUCGCUUUACCAAUUGGGCAGCCGGUUUUCCACUGGUUGAACCUGAAAAAUCUUGCGUUAUGAUGCAAGCAGAAUGGUCUCGCCCAUUCGGCAUUUCCGAUCUGGAAUGGUCGAAUGUUGCUUGCACUGACGGUGGGCAUUUCUUUUGUCAGAAAAUGCAAACUUGGCCCGUUGAGUACUUGCAAAAGGCUAUUUUAAAUGCAAGGAGGAAUAAGGAGGACCACGUAUACAGUUUCACCGAUCAGUUGUCGGAUCUGACUACAAAACUGAAUAAUGCGAACACCGAAUUGAAAUAUGUGCACGAUAAUCCGAUUCCGAUUGGUUUUAUUUACACUCAGCUGCCCGAUCAACCCGAACCGGGCAGACUCUGGUGGACAGUCGAAUGGACCGAUAUCACUGAACAAUACGCGGGACUGUUUUUCCGAGCCGAAGGAGCAGGUUCAUUAGCAUAUGGAACAAUACAGGCAGAGCAAUGUCCACGGCUCACAAUGGUCCAAGGACGGAUUGUAACGGGCACUGCUAUUUCGUCAGUUGCAGUUCCGGCGGCUGGUGGUUCCACUCCAAUUCUUUCAGCUGGCGCCACAGGUGCCGCAUCGCAUUGGGGACUAAUGUUUACGGUGUCCGGAGGUGAAGUUCGCCCUCGAAACGCAGCUGUACGAAUUUGGAUGAGAACGAAUUAGAAUUUUGUAUCAACGGUAAUUCCUGUUAAAACAAUGGUUUACUGAUUGAAUUUACAUCAAUAAAUAU
Molecule: messenger RNA, 1091 nt
Organism: Bradysia coprophila
Lineage: Eukaryota; Metazoa; Arthropoda; Insecta; Diptera; Sciaridae
Source: RefSeq, a predicted model, not a curated record